AUGUCGCGUACGACAGCCCCUCAUUCGCUAGCCACAGUUGCCACGCUUUUUGCUGGCCCGGGCAGUGCGUCUAAUUCUUCAGCAUCGGUCAAUGAAAAUGUUGGAUUUCGCUUCGUCCUCGACCGCACUGUCCAGACCCUCUCAGCCAAUGGGAUACCUGACUCCGGUUCUACCUCUGGCCUGCUGUUCGUCCCCAGCUUGGCGCCACAAGACCCAUGCAAUGAUAUCGCGGGGGCGUUCAUACCAGAAACUGUCACUCGCCACAAAGAUGUUUCAAACUUCGGAUACCCGAUUAUUGGCAUCGCCCCAUGGGUUUCUGUUGAUUGUACCCAAUCGUUUCUGGCUGCCUCACGAGAGGUUGGCACGUACGCCCUCGUGUUCUUCGAACCCUCUUAUAAGGAGUCUGGAAUCCCCCCUCCGGCUAGUGAUGAUCGUUGGAACCUCAACGACGGUGAAACUCAGACAAGCUCCAAUCCGAGCCUAUGGAGCUUCGUCCUCGCAAUCCUGGGAACAAUUUUCGGAUUGAGCCUGAUAAUGUUCAUCAUCUAUCAUGUUGUCAACCACAGACGGCGACAAGCUCUUCGCCAACGUAUUAGUGCCGGUGAAGUUGAUAUCGAGAGAUUAGCGAUGAAUCAAAUCCGGGUCCCUCGCGAAGUCGUUGAAGAGUUGCAUAUUUACACCUAUGCGGGCCCAAGGCCUGCAUCUGAAACAACACUAGUCAAAGAAGAGGUCGACACAAAUAUGGCAGAGCUUGAUUUCGGCAGUCAGUCUCCCGAGCCACCCCAAGACCAAGCCCAUGAGGAAGCCCACGAGGGAGCCCUCGAGGAAGCCCACGAGGAGACUCAAAAGGUUGUUGGCAUUAGACGACCGAAGCCAGCAGUGAUAAACCCAGGGAGUGAGGAGCACGCUGCCUCCCCAAACCCAUAUCGACUGAGCCAUACACAAACCACCUGUGCGAUUUGCCUUGAUGAUUUUGUCAUUGCAUCAUCGACGGUCCGCGAACUUCCCUGCGGACACAUCUUCGACGCUGCCUGUAUCGACCCCUACCUUAUGGAGACAAGCACGUCCCACACACAUUCUCUUUCGCUAACCUUUCUCCCUCGAACUUUUCGCAAUUGCGACAACGACAACCGACGACCUCGUGAAGCCGACAAGAUGGGUGCCCUCAAGUACGUCGAAGAGAUCCAGAAGAAGAAGCAGUCCGAUGUCAUUCGGUUCCUGCUCCGCGUUCGCUGCUGGGAGCUCCGCCAGCUGAACGCCAUCCACCGUGCUUCGCGCCCCUCUCGUCCCGACAAGGCUCGCCGUCUCGGUUACAAGGCCAAGCAGGGCUACGUCGUCUACCGCAUCCGUGUCCGCCGCGGUGGCCGUAAGCGCCCUGCCCCCAAGGGUGCCACCUACGGCAAGCCCACCAACCAUGGUAUCAACCAGCUCAAGUACCAGCGUGCUCUGCGCGCUACCGCUGAGGAGCGUGUUGGCCGCCGCUGCGCCAACCUGCGUGUCCUGAACUCCUACUGGAUCAACCAGGACUCCACCUACAAGUACUUCGAGGUUAUCUGUGUGGACCCCCAGCACAAGGCUAUCCGCCGCGAUGCCCGCAUCAACUGGAUCUGCAACCCCGUCCACAAGCACCGCGAGGCCCGUGGUCUCACCGCUACCGGCAAGAAGUCCCGUGGUAUCAACAAGGGUCAUCGUUACAACAACACCAAGGCUGGCCGCCGCCACACCUGGAAGCUCCAGAACACCCAGAGCUACUGGCGUUACCGUUAA
Messenger RNA from Penicillium canariense, 1767 nucleotides. RefSeq names its product 60S ribosomal eL15 domain-containing protein. Lineage: Eukaryota; Fungi; Ascomycota; Eurotiomycetes; Eurotiales; Aspergillaceae. Gene Ontology annotation, cellular component: ribosome; cytosolic large ribosomal subunit. Gene Ontology annotation, biological process: cytoplasmic translation. Gene Ontology annotation, molecular function: structural constituent of ribosome; RNA binding. The record is from RefSeq and is a predicted model, not a curated record. The coding region runs from base 1 to 1767 and encodes 588 amino acids. The transcript has 7 exons.